GCGAAAAUUCACAAGUACCAACACAGCUGACAGUUACGGUUGUCUUCAUAGAUAUUUUGUUUUGUAGUGUUCAAGAAGGUCUUAAUAUAUAAACAAACAGUUAGGUCUCUUCACAUUUUUUUUUACGUAAUCCGUUAAAAGUUGUUGGAUGUACGAAUUUGGAUUUCAUAAAAAAAUUUAAUCAGUUUCACCUUUAGUUUUUGAUACGAUGGUGAUGUUGUUUGCGUAAAAGGUUGAGUAAAAUUUAAGCCGUGUAUUAUAAUAUUCGUGAUAAUUGACAUUUAACUGACAUUAAAGAGAAGAUGAAGAUGUGUGUUAUUUUGUGGUUUAUUUUAGCCGUUUUUCCAUUCACAGGUUUUUGCUUUCAGAGCGGCGCGCCUACUGAUUCUUGUUUAACAAUGUAUCCACACCAUGGAUCAGCUGUACAUCAAACAACAGAAACACCUUUUACUAUAACUGUUGAUAAAGCUACCUAUCUGCCUGAUGAUGAACUUACAGUUACAAUAUCAUCCCCAACGAACACCAAGUUCAAGGGAAUUGAGAUGAAAGUUCACAGACUGCAUGGUAACACAGAGAUUCUAGAAGGAACAUUCAUAGAUUUCCCAACAGAUAAACUUCAAACACUCAGCUGUUUUGGAAGACACGCGAAUCUGAUAACGCACCGAAACGGUGAACAAGUAACGUCAUUGACCAUCAAAUGGCAAGCACCUCACUAUAAUGUAGGAGAUAUACAAUUUACAGCAACAAUUGUUGAAAGUUUCAGCGUCUUUUGGUUUAAUGUGAAUGUUUUAGUAUUAGCUGGUUCUAAUGCUACCAUUGUUCAUCCCGUAUUUCAGCUACCUAAUAUACCAGCAGAGUUUAUACCAAUUAACUACAAUACCUGUGGUACAACUAAAGGCUGUUUCUUUCAUCCUAAAUCUUGUACUGGUGAUGACUGUAUCAUGGCUGUAACAUAUGAAGACGAUGAAGAUGGUACAUACAGUUUUGAGAUGUUUGGAAAAUCAACUAAUGGGGCUGGUUAUAUUUCUACUGGUCUAUCUAAAGAUAAAAAGAUGGGUGAUGAUGACGUAUUUAUGUGUUCUAUCGGUACAGAUCAAGUUAAUGUUCAUCAUUAUUAUAAUCCGGAAUAUUUUACUGUCAUGGAUUUCACAAGCGGAUUUGCCAAGGUUCAAACCAGUUACAUGAAUGGUAAUAUUUAUUGUCGAUUUACCAGACACAAGAACUCAAAUCUGUACCAAAAACCAAACCUGAACUUUGACCUUUCUAAGGUGUAUUACCUUCACAUGGCUUGGGGCAAAACUUAUCCGACCACUGGCCAAGCAGCCAAACAUGAUGAUCUACCAGUGACAACCUUUGAUCAUGUUUUAUUACACGACAGAAAACUACAUACCAUCCAAGGUUCUACCCGUACCGAUAGUUCUGGAGCAUCGACGUUAUGUUUCCUACAGUCCACCAUAAUAAUAUACAUCCUCCGUAACAUUUUCAUAUGAAUUAUUAUAACAUUACAAUAUGAAUAAACUUUGAAUAUGAUAAUA
Patella vulgata (common limpet) is the source of this 1535-nucleotide messenger RNA. Its product is annotated as putative ferric-chelate reductase 1. Gene Ontology annotation, molecular function: oxidoreductase activity, acting on metal ions. The record is from RefSeq and is a predicted model, not a curated record. NCBI's taxonomy places the organism in Eukaryota, Metazoa, Mollusca, Gastropoda, Patellidae. The transcript has 9 exons. The coding region runs from base 303 to 1490 and encodes 395 amino acids.